AUGUCGGCACCCAGAUCCGGCGCGCGUCCAAUCCCUCCCCGCGGACCCCGGCCUCCUGUGGGACGACUGGCCAGUCUAAAACCUCCCAACUCUACUCCUAUCAAUCGUCCAACUGCUAUUGGACGUCCUCAACCACCCCGCCCGACAACACACCCCACAACAUCUAAUUGUCCAAACCCAGGAUGCCCUGCUCCGCAUAUUGUCGAUGAUGGAGGCGUGAAGGUCUGUACGGGCUGUGGUACUGUCAUCAGCGAGAACAACAUUGUCUCUGAAGUCACAUUCGGUGAAUCCUCGUCCGGUGCAGCUGUUGUGCAGGGAUCUUUCGUCGGAGAAGAUCAGACACACGUACGCAGCUAUGGUCCGGGUUUCCAGCGCGGUGGCGCCAUGGAGAGUCGGGAAAUGACCGAACAAACUGGAAACCGAUAUAUGCUCCAACUUUCUCGGGCUUUAACUAUUCCGGAAAGUGCGACCAAGGGCGCCGGUCAAAUCUUUAAGCUUGCCGUUGGGCUGAACUUUAUCCAAGGUCGUCGCACAAAGACGGUAGCUGCGGUCUGCUUGUACAUUGCAUGCCGUCGUCAAAAUGGCAAUACCGUCAUGCUGAUUGAUUUCGCCGAUGUGUUGAUGAUCAAUGUCUUCAAACUUGGUCGUACAUACAAAACACUUCUUGACGAACUCCGCUUAGAUGGCAACGUCUUUCACAUGAACCCCAUUGACCCCGAAAGUUUGAUUUAUCGUUUCGCCAAGCAGCUGGAAUUCGGGCCAUCUCUCAUGGCGGUGGCUGGCGAGGCAGUCCGGAUCGUUCAACGAAUGAACCGUGAUUGGAUGACCACCGGUCGACGCCCAGCUGGUCUUUGUGGUGCCGCACUGAUUCUUGCCGCGCGCAUGAACAACUUCCGCCGAACUGUACGUGAGGUCGUCUAUAUCGUCAAAGUGACAGAAACCACUAUCAGCCAGCGUUUGAACGAGUUCGGUUCCACCGAGAGUGGUGAAUUGACUAUUGAUCAAUUCCGUUCGGUCCAAUUAGAGAACACUCAUGAUCCCCCAUCCUUCACUCGCGGGCGAGAAGGUCGGAAAAGCCGCAUCAAGAAGUUUCCAGAGACUGCGGCGGAACUCGAAGAUGACGAUUCUCCAACCGAAAGUGAAGCAGAAUCAGUGCAGCCGCCUCGUAUAGAUGCCGACGGUUUCGCUAUUCCUAGUCUUCCCAUCGACCCGGCCUUGACUGCAAAUAGCCACGGCCGUCGUGCAUCAGUAAUUGCCAAGGCAGUGAAUGAAGUCGUUCAAGAUAUCAAAAAUGAGCCGACCCACUCCAAGGGCAAGGGCAAGCGACAACCCACGCCAGAACCCUCUGCGGAGCAGGUUGCAUCUGAAGCGGCGCUGGAAGAUGAAAUGCGGUCUAUGCUUGCUCAAGGAUCAAGUAUGAUUGAGAGUGUCGGAUCCGAGCAACCACCGCGGCCCACCAUUUCCGACAGCACUGAAAUCGAUGCUGCCGAGUUUGAAGAUGACCCUGAAGUCGCCAAUUGUCUGCUCUUGCCUGCUGAAGUCGAGAUCAAGGAGUCAAUUUGGGUGACAGAAAAUAAGGAAUACCUCCGCACUCAACAAGCAAAAGCGCUAAAGCGGGCCUUGGACGAGUCAACCGGAGGAGGCACGCCUCGCAAACCACGCAAGCGCCGCCGUGGCCGCCUUGGAGAUGUUACCUAUCUGGAGGGCGAGGGCGAAGAUGGCCGCAGCUCCCGUGCCUCAACACCGGCUGAGGCGACACGUCGCAUGCUCGAGCGCCGAGGUUACAGUAAAAAGAUUAACUACUCUCUCCUGGACACGUUGUACGGCGGCGAAGGGGGAGACGCAAAGGCACAAAGCAUGAGCCGAAGCCAAAGUCGCAGCCAAAGUCGCAGCCAAAGUGUCGUCUCACGGCGCAGCGCCAGCAUCGAGCCGGAAGCAGCCUCGCGAUCCCGGCGUGCAACGCCAUCAGAUACCAAGUUCGAUGCCAAAUUCAUCCGUCCUAGUUCUACUGCACCGCUACCUACUCCGCCAUCCACCGCUCCAAACACCACUCAGGACGCAAAGCCAGCCAUUGCCAAGGAUGGCCCCGUGAAUAAUGUCGAGCCAGACCCUGAAGAGGAGGAUGAUGAGGAGGACGAUUAUGAUGACGACGAUAAGGACGAUGGCGUUGAGGACGCAUUUGCAGGCCAUUACGAAAGUGACUAUGAUUAUGGCGAUGACGAUGAAUGA
Molecule: messenger RNA, 2229 nt
Organism: Penicillium samsonianum
Lineage: Eukaryota; Fungi; Ascomycota; Eurotiomycetes; Eurotiales; Aspergillaceae
Product: transcription factor TFIIIB subunit BRF1
Exons: 1
Coding region: 1-2229 (742 amino acids)
Biological process (GO): transcription preinitiation complex assembly; DNA-templated transcription initiation; transcription by RNA polymerase III
Cellular component (GO): transcription preinitiation complex; nucleus; transcription factor TFIIIB complex
Molecular function (GO): RNA polymerase III general transcription initiation factor activity; TBP-class protein binding; RNA polymerase III type 3 promoter sequence-specific DNA binding
Source: RefSeq, a predicted model, not a curated record